Messenger RNA from Syngnathus acus (greater pipefish), 2420 nucleotides. It is a transcript of the gene gba1, whose product is annotated as glucosidase, beta, acid. Gene Ontology annotation, biological process: glucosylceramide catabolic process. The transcript has 11 exons. The coding region runs from base 94 to 1668 and encodes 524 amino acids. Lineage: Eukaryota; Metazoa; Chordata; Actinopteri; Syngnathiformes; Syngnathidae. The record is from RefSeq and is a predicted model, not a curated record. Gene Ontology annotation, molecular function: glucosylceramidase activity.
UGACUUGUUCUCGACUCAAACCGUCAGAAUGACAGACUGGUUCACUCGUGAGUCGUGACCUCCGACGAGAGGCGCGAACUUUCUCUUGACGAAAUGUUUAUAGUCAUGUAUAGCGCUGUUUUGCUAGCCGCCAUUUUCCACACAACAACAACAACGACAGAACGCAACAAGUGUGUCGCCAGAAGCUUCGGUCAUGACUCGGUGGUAUGUGAAUGUAACUCCACGUACUGCGACACCUUGGGCAUCGUUUCUCUUCCCCCGCCGGGUCACUACAUCUCCUACCUGAGCAGCAUGGCCGGAAGCCGGCUCGAGGACAGCCAAGGUCCAGUCCGACCCAACAAAACCGGUGCUGGCCUCAGACUUACUCUCCAACCUGAGAAGAAGUACCAGAAGAUAAAAGGAUUUGGUGGCGCGAUGACCGACGCAGCAGCACUAAACAUCCUGUCGCUCUCCGCUGGAGCGCAAGACCAACUGCUGAGACAGUACUUCUCCGAGGAAGGUAUUGGUUACACUGUGGUGCGUGUGCCCAUGGCCAGCUGUGACUUCUCCACUCGUCUGUACACAUACGCUGACACGCGGGAUGACUACAGCCUGCAUAGUUUCAAUCUGGCUCCUGAAGAUGUACACAUGAAGAUUCCUCUGCUGCUCAGAGCCCAGGCCAUGGCUCCUCAACCUUUGUCCCUGCUGGCCAGUGCCUGGAGCGCCCCCGCCUGGAUGAAGACAAACGAUGCGCUCAUAGGAAAAGGCUCCUUGAAGGGAAAACCUGGUGGAAAGGACCAUCAAAGUUGGGCUCAGUACUACAUAAGAUUCCUUGAGGAAUACGCCAAGUAUAAUUUGACAUUUUGGGCCGUGACCACAGGGAACGAACCAACUGCGGGACGACUAACCAACUACAGUUUCCAGGCGCUGGGCUUCACUCCCGAGGAGCAGAGGGACUGGGUGGCGUUGGACCUGGGCCCAGCCCUUCACGCUUCGUCUUUCCCGCACACUCACGUGCUCAUUCUGGACGACAACCGCCUGCUGCUGCCUCGGUGGGCCAAAGUGGUGCUUAGUGACAUCCACGCAGGUCGCUACAUCCACGGGGUGGCGGUGCAUUGGUACAUGGACUUAUUGAUCCCCGCCGGGCCCACCCUGGUAACCACCCACCAGAUGUUCCCCGAGUAUUACCUGUUUGGCACCGAAGCCUGCGCAGGCUGGAAACCGGCGGACCGGGGGGUGAAAUUGGGCAGCUGGCAGAGAGCCGAAAAAUACGCGCAUGACAUCUUAGAGGAUUUAAAUCAUUAUGUGACGGGCUGGACCGACUGGAAUCUAGCGCUGGAUCAGACCGGGGGGCCCAACUGGGUGAAGAAUUUUGUAGACAGCCCUGUCAUAGUUGACGCUAAGCGUGAUGUCUUCUACAAGCAACCGACAUUUUACAGCUUGGCACAUUAUAGUAAAUUCCUGAGUAAGGACUCCCAGAGAGUCGGCGUGUCCGCCAGCGGGGAAACGGACCUCGAAUUCUCUGCCUUCAUCCGACCAGACGGCUUAGUGGUGCUCAUCGUCCUCAACAGGUCAUCAUCAAAGAUCCAGUUUGAGGUGUGGGACCCAGCGGUGGGCUACAUCCCCUCCACAGCACCGCCUCGUUCCUUACUCACACUUGCUUGGUACACACUGGGAAUAAAUGUGUAAACAGUUGUUGUUCACAUGAAGGUAAGCCUUUAACUUGGCAGAACAGAACCGCUCUCUUUUUUCAGAACUUUUAAUGUUCGCUCACAUUUCUUGCACACUGAGAAGACCAAAAAACGGGUUUUACAAGAAUAACACUGAAGUACGAUAAAGACGUAAUGUUGCAUGAUCAAUAUUUUAGUAUGAUUUUAUCUUUUAAAUGAUAAAAUGUUGUGAUGUGAGAAUAAUUUUAUAUGCUUGAAAACAAUUGCCUUAACUCUUAAGUAAUUUUUUUUUUAGGCAAUUUUAACAUGAUUGCCAAACUGGUUACUAAUUUAGUGAAUUUGCUCCAAGGAUUUCUUUGACAAGCAAAUCAUUUUUUUGCACUCAGGACUAAUUACAUUUUUAACAGUGUUUCCGCUUUUGACAUGCUCAUUUUCAACAACAUGUAUUUCUAUUUAAUUGUAAAUAAAUUUAAAAAAUCAGUCUUUGACUUGGAAAGAGACAAAAAGAGAAGGGAUGUUUUUUUUAGUCACUUUAUUAAUACAUGAUAGACAUUUUUCAUUUAUAUAAUAUACAGUUUGUUACCCAUGUGUGCCAUUCACAUUUGCGCCUGUUGUUUUUCUUUGCAAACCUUUUAGGUUUGUGGACUACAAUUAUUUACAUAAAAAAAAACAAGUUGUAAAAAUGUGGUCAUACGCAGAGGACUAAAAUGAGCGGGAUGACAUCAGACUAUAAUCUGAUGUACAGCAUCAGAAAUAGGUGGAAUUGAAGAA